AUUUAGAUGAUGCAAUUCAUUAUAUUAAGUUUGUCCUUAGUACAAAUAAUCAAUGCAGCCUUCGCUCUAAUAGAUUGCGCCUCAUUAACUAAUGCAACCCUUUGCAUGUAGUCAGGAAAUUGUCAGGUAAGCAGCUUUGGAGCUACAAUUACUUGUUAACCUAUUACAGAUUGCUAUAGAGUUAGUGAAGUUUAAGCUUGCUUAUUAACUCCAGCAGCAAACUCAAUAUCUGGUUGUGUACCUUUGAACAUAGACUAUAAAUAUGAAAAUGUUUGUGUAAAAACAGGAGAAACCAGUGUUCCAAAUGGACUCCUUAGAUUUAGAAGAUAAGCAAAUAUAACUAGAUCACCAGAUAUAACAUUGUCAGAAACUCCAGUUUCAGUAUUGACAACUACAACUACUCCAUAAAAAUACACUUAUUAAUUAUUUACAUUAGACAUUCUUCUAGCAUCUCCUACUUAAUUGGCUGCUAUUUUAGAUGCAUUCAAUCAUGGAAUUAAUUAAUUGAUUACAGAUGCAGUAUAACCAAAAUUUUUGGAAAAGGCUGUCAUUGAAACUUUUUAAAAUAUUAGAGUAUAUAUAUUUUUAUUAAAUUUAGGAUGAUGUGACAUAUACACAAUCUACGAGAUCUACUUAAUUAGGCAAAGCUUGGGAUUUAGUUAAUAUUCUAUUCUAAAGGUAUUAAAACUAUAAAGCAUAUUAUGUUUAAAACUAUGAUUUUAUAAAUUUUGGAUUUUCAGAUUUAAAUAGAUAAAAACUUGUAAUAACAACAAAGACCUAUGAAAUUGAAUUAACAUGGGCAACUUAUGCUAACAAUGGAUAUAUAUAUGUUAUGACAUUGGCUCCAGAAUAAUUUGGAAUAAUUAGUAUAAAACAAUUAUCUGAUUUAAUUUGGAUUAAAAUAGUAAAAGAUGAUGGUACAACUUAAGACCUUACAGCUGUUCCUGUAUUUAUUAAAUAUACCUGGGUCAAUACUGCAACCGAAUACUCUGCUGUCUAUUCUUAAACAUUUAACAAAGUAUUUUCAUCAGCCUUUGCACCAGCUGCAAAUACAGCAGUUUCAGUAACCUGUGUUUAUCCAACUACAUCAACGACUUAUUGCCCUUCAUUUGCUGUUCCAGUUGCAGCAUUAGAUUAAUUAAUGAUAUUUCAUCAUGAUACAAUUCAAGAUUGCACAGCCCUUACAGGAAAUUAACCAUAUUUUAGAUUAGCAAGAUGUUGAUGAAGAAUAUAAAUAUCAAUAUCAGACAAAUAUUAUUUUAUAUUUUC
Molecule: messenger RNA, 1269 nt
Organism: Paramecium primaurelia
Lineage: Eukaryota; Ciliophora; Oligohymenophorea; Peniculida; Parameciidae
Source: the annotation of a GenBank genome assembly